CGAUGAUGCCUAGAAAAAUUCGAAAUUCAUUUUGUAGCACAAGCAUUUACAUUCAAAAUUACAUAUUGAAUUCUCUGGCUGGCAAUCAUGCUCCGUAUGAUGAUGGCCAUUCCACGUGCCCUUCUCAGUCAGUUAAGCGAUAUCAAUUACAAUAUUGUUGUGCUAAUUAUGCUGAAGCUGUUGUGCAUCGUAACAUUAAUGGACUAUUAUUAUGUCCAUUAUGGCUACGAUCUGAUCUAUUGGCUUGAUGAGAUUUGCCGGGAACCGGUGGAAUAUCUGCUAUCCGGUAUUGUUCUGGCUGUCGCUGUGCAUGUUGUGAUGUCGUGUGUCGAGGUCACGAUACUCUCGACACUUAUUAGACGCAACACGUGCCGCUACAAUAAGCCCCGGCAACACUUUGAAGAGCGCUAUAGACGCUUUGUGGUCAUGCGUUUGGUGCAACAGCUCGAGAAUGCUUUGCAAAUGCAGAAACGCUUUACUGGACAGGGCCAGCAGAACGAACAGGAGAUGGCAAUGCUAGAGGACUUGCACUCAUCCCAUCAGCAGAUCCAUCAAGCUGUUAACGAUUUUCGCAGCUCGGUGGCUGUGCUGCUGUGGCCAAAUCGGGCCGAUCUCCAAAUGGACGCGUUCAUACUCUAUCACAUCGAUGAGGGGCAGCUAGACGAGCUCCAAAGUCAGGGCUAUAGUUUGAGUCAGCCCGACAACAGAGAUAUUCGUAACGAGCAUUUAAAAUGCCUGCUCAAUCCACCUGGAUAUUAACAAUGACAAAUAAAUGUGCAUCAGUAUCCAGCAAUAAAAAGUAAAACGUUUCUCGUUCUGCCAAUAAA
This is a messenger RNA of Drosophila montana, 827 nucleotides long. RefSeq lists its product as uncharacterized. NCBI's taxonomy places the organism in Eukaryota, Metazoa, Arthropoda, Insecta, Diptera, Drosophilidae. The transcript has a single exon. The record is from RefSeq and is a predicted model, not a curated record. Bases 88 to 759 code for a protein of 223 amino acids.